This is a messenger RNA of Caretta caretta (loggerhead turtle), 14210 nucleotides long. Its product is annotated as protein bassoon. Lineage: Eukaryota; Metazoa; Chordata; Testudines; Cheloniidae. Gene Ontology annotation, molecular function: structural constituent of presynaptic active zone. Gene Ontology annotation, cellular component: glutamatergic synapse; cytoskeleton of presynaptic active zone; axon. Gene Ontology annotation, biological process: protein localization to synapse; presynaptic active zone assembly. The record is from RefSeq and is a predicted model, not a curated record.
AUGAUAUUUUCUUUCACUGUUUUGCAGAAAAAUGAAUGGUUGUGUUUGAACUGCCAAACUCAGAGGCUGCUAGAAGGAAGCCUAGGAGACCCUGCUCCAAUACCACUACCUGCUUCAAAGCAGCAGCCAACAGGAUCCUCCCGACACCAACCAGGGGGAGCUGGUCAACACAGAGGAGGUCCUCAAUCUGUAACAGCUCAGAAGUCAGAAAUGUCCACUCCUCAGGACAGGAACCUCCUCCAAGGAAAGCAUCUCAGGACUUCAGAGCAGAGCAAGCUGCAGGCAAUGAUGAAAGAGAGCAAGCCCACUGCCCCCUCAGAAGAAAAGCCACUGCUGAAACUUCCUGGUGAGGCUCCAAAAGUUCCUGAAAGUGCAUCGCCAAAGGGGAAAAGUAUGGCUGCGAAGCCAGAAGCAGAGAGCAAAGCAAGCAAGGCAGUCACUGAGGCUCAGCAAGUGAGAGAGCAGGAGGAGACAGGCAAGCCUUAUCCCCAUGACCUGUCCCGCAGCCCCCAAAGCCUGAGUGACACUGGCUACUCAUCAGAUGGCAUCUCCAGUUCCCAGAGUGAGAUCACUGGCCUGGUGCAGCAGGAAGAGGAGCAGCUGAAUGGCACUGGCCUGGAAGACCAGAGCCCUGCCAGUCCUUCUGAACUUACCAAACUGGAGAGUAGUGUGCGCCCCUUGCUGGAGUCAAAGGGCAUUUCCCAAGAGCAGAGCAACAGAGGGAGAAUGUAUCAUGAGUUACGGGAAGAGCAGCGACAGAGGCAGAGGCCUCGGUCCCUUUCUAUCACCCCCGAAGCCUUUGAUUCUGAUGAGGAGCUGGAAGACAUCAUGGAAGAAGAUGAAGACUCUCUGGAAUGGGAAAACCAGAGGGAUCAAAGAGAGAGUGUGGAGUCAUCUGACGACUUAGGCAGCAAGCUGCGCCAUGACUAUGUGGAGGACAGCAGCGAAGGAGGGGUCUCCCCGCUGCCCAGCGGGCUGAAAGGCAGGGAGACAGAGAUGACUGAUGAGGAGUUCAUGAGGAGGCAGAUCCUGGAGAUGAGUGCAGAAGAGGACAAUCUGGAGGAGGAAGAAGAGUACAGUCACGUGAAACACAGUGUAACAAAAAGUGGGCACAAGCCCGACCUGGAGAAAAGCAAAGAGCCAACCUCAUCCAAGAGGCGUCUGCCUCACGUCUCUACCAGUAUGUAUGAGGAGGAGAGGAAAGAGCUGGAAGUUAUCGAGGGGGAGGAUGUAACCACAUCCCAGGGAGGACUGCGGCGCUUCAAGACCAUUGAGUUAAAUAGCACUAGCAGCUACAGCAGGGACAUGGAGCUUAGCCAGGAUGCAGACAUUAGCCUGGACAGAGAGCCAGAGCUGGAGAUGGAGAGUCUGACGGGCUCCCCAGAGGAACGUUCAAGGGGGGAAUAUUCCUCCACCUUGCCAGCAACUACACCCAGCUACACAUCGGGCACCUCCCCUACUUCCCUCUCAUCUCUGGAGGAGGACAGCGACAGCAGUCCUAGCCGUCGGCAGCGACUAGAAGAGGUGAAGCAGCAGCGCAAAGCUCGGCAUCGCUCCCAUGGUCCUUUGCUACCAACCAUAGAGGAUUCAUCAGAGGAGGACGAGCUGCGUGAGGAAGAGGAGCUCUUGCGGGAGCAGGAGAAGAUGCGAGAGGUGGAGCAGCAGCGCAUCCGAAGCACUGCACGCAAAACUAAACGGGACAAAGAAGAGCUGAGGGCACAGAGGAGGAGAGAGAGAUCCAAAACCCCACCUAGUAACCUGUCUCCCAUUGAAGAUGCUUCACCCACAGAGGAGUUGCGCCAGGCAGCAGAGAUGGAGGAGCUGCACAGGUCCUCCUGCUCAGAGUACUCACCCUCCAUCGAUUCAGAGGCAGAGGGCUUUGAUGUCAUAGCCUCCAAGCUGUACAAAUCUGGCAGUGAGUACAACCUGCCAACAUUCAUGUCCCUCUACUCCCCAACAGAAAAAACAAACAGCAUCUCCCAUUACCCCUCCAGUAAGCCCCUGAAAAGUGCUGAAGAAGCAUAUGAAGAGAUGAUGAGGAAGGCUGAACUGUUCCAAAAGCAACAAGUCCAACAGUCCCAGCAAAGCGCCUACAGCAACACCUACCAACAGGUAGGGUACCACAGUGCAGAAGGCCAGAGCAGUUUUGAAUACCAGUACAUAGAGGAGUACAGCUACGAUAAUGGGCAUAUGGACUCCUGUGCAUCUGACUUUCAGCAUGAACUUUCAGAGCCAGGAGCAGUGUAUGAGGAAAUCCUGCAGACAUCACAGAGCAUUUCCAGGAUGCAUCAGUCCUCCUCAUUUGAUUUGGCCCUAGAAGAGGAGAAAAAGAAGAAAGGGAGAGAAGAAACAUAUCAGGAAAAGCAGUUUCUGAAUGCUGAGAGUGCUUAUGCUGAUCUGAUGAAGCAAAACAGCGGUCCACUCACACCAGGAACAAGCCCCACCCAGUUAUCGGCUCCUGUCUCAUUUUCCUCCUCUGAAGACAGCACAGGCAGGGUAAUUCCUGAUGUUAGAGUCACUCAGCAUUUUGCAAAAGAGGGGCAUGAUCACCCAAAGCUUCACAGCUCACCGGCAGCACCCAGCUCAGCUCCCAAGGUUAUGACAGCUCCCUAUACUUACAGCAGAGGCUUCAGCACAGUCACAACUGUUGUUUCUAGCCCAGCAAGUGCUCCACGAAUCUACAGUUCUCCAUCUCUGAGUGGCUCAGAUGUAACACCUGUAUCUAUCCCUAGCAGAAGCUACAGUCAGACGAAAGGUACCGUGAAUUAUAGCUCUCAGACAGAGGACGGCUCCAGGAGCCAGAUUGCUGCUGAGCUCUGUGGAGCAUCAGAAAGAGAGAACCUCCAAAGUAAGAGUGAGAGCAAGACCAAUGUCCCUGUGUCAUCUAAAAUGUAUUCCUACUUCCAAAGCCCCAGCCCCCUGCUUUCCCCGACAUCUCCUACUCAAAGUUCCACUCAUUCUGCUCCAAAAGCAGGGCAGCCAUCCAGUAAGGCAACUGCAGAGUUUUCCACUCAAACUCAAAGCACAGUUUUCUCCUAUGAUAUUCCCACUACCACUGGUGCAUCAAUGUCCUCUCCAAUGAUUGCUCAAGGGACCCAGACACCCCAUCGUGCAAGCUUUCCUCGCCUUGCUAGGCAGCAGUCAUCACAAGAAGCUCCAUUUAUGGUCAUCACAUUAGCAUCAGAUGCAUCUAGCCAAACCACGCUAACAAGCAUGUGCUCCUCAACUUCCCCAGCCUCCUCUCCCACUCGACUGAGCCACCAGCAAACAAUGCACAGCUACAGUCAGACAGCAGUCAGCACAACACAGCUUCAUCAGGAGCAGCUGCAGUCCACUUAUGCCAAGACACAGUCAAUAGAAAGAGCCUCUGCUGCCAGUGCCAUGCUUCAGAAAGGGCACACCACUACUGUUGCUGACAGCAUUGCUGGUGUGUACAGCUGGGGACCCCUGCCUGCAGAAAACAUCUCCUUGUGUAGAAUAUCAUCAAUCCCUGGCACGUCCAGAGUAGAACCUGGACCCAAGCCACAGACCACUAAUGCUGUGGACCUACGGACUGCUAUAAAGUCAGGCCCAAUCAUCAUAACAGACCAAGGCAUGGAUCUCACUUCCCUAGCUACAGAGAGCAGAAGAUAUUGCCUCACUCUGGAACAGACCCCAAGUAGGCAAUCCACAACCGUCCAACCCUUAAUCAUUAACCUCAAUGCUCAGGAACAACCCCAUGCUAUUAUAGGCACAACUACUACAGUCAGCAUAACUGUCGACUCUUCCAUGCUCGUGUCACAACCCAAGCAGCCUUUGGUCUAUGGAGAUCCUUUCCAGAACAGGAUGGACUUUGGGCAAGGGGCAGGAAGUCCAGUCUGUCUGACUCAUGUUAAGCAGGUAGAGCAAGCAGUUCAGACUGGCACUUUCCGAGGGAGCAUGAGCAGCAUUGGCAUUUCUGUACCAAGCACAAAGCCGGAAACGGCCAGUCCUCAGCAAACCAAAUUUGCAAGAUAUAAUUUGCCUAACCAGAUGAUGUCCUUGGUGAAGAAAGAUGUGCUAAUUAGUCAGACUAGCAGCGCCCAGAGUGCUGUUAGUAUCAGCACCAGUCCGAGGCCAAUUCUUCAGGACCAAAGCACAGACCUAUAUAGAGGGGUGCCAGUGGGACUGAAAACCCAGAGUCCUCCAAUCAACCUGGGAGGCAAAAAGUCCCAAACCAUGAUGGUGCAGAUGAAUGAGAUAGCAGCAGUCCCAGUAACAAAGCUGAUCAAAGAACCACCACCUGCCAGUGCAUUGGAUCUCACUGGGAUAAAGCCUGAAAGCCAGGUGGCAUGCUGUGAUGUAGUGUACAAAUUCCCCUUUGGCAGCAGCUGCACAGGUACCUUCAACCCCUCCCCCAAGAUCCCGGAGAAGAACAUUGGGGAUGCUGCUCAAACUGGCAAACCGAGCAUUCAGUACUAUGGAAACAAAGAGCCAGACCUGCCAGAGACAUAUCCCUACAGAGAGCAAACAGGCCCUGCUCCCAGCCUGUACGAGGAGCAGCGGUUCUACCCACAAGGCUUGUUUGGGAGGCUGUAUUCAUCCAUGUCAGAUACAAAUCUGUCGGAAAUUGGUCUGAACUAUUACCCCCCGAAGGCGGAGCAGCCCUUCCACUCCCCUUCAGGAGACUCUGCUGUGGAUUUGACCACAAUGAAACAUUCCUACAGCAUCAGCUUCACUGAGGGGGGCUACCUGGGUCAGGGAAUGCAGUACGGCUCGUUCUCGGACCUCCGGCAGCCCACAGACUUGUUAAGCCACUCGCUCCCAAUGAGACGGUACAGCUCAGCCUCCAAUAUCUACUCCGAUUACAAGUACUCACCCAGAGGAGACCUGGCAAAUUUCCAGGAAUCCAGUCUGGCCCAGUACAGUGCCACCACAGCUCGGGAAAUCAGCCGCAUGUGCGCAGCACUCAAUUCCAUGGACCAGUAUGGGGCUAGGCACUCGAACAGCGCUGACCUCCUGCAGUAUGGGCCAGCAGGGGGCAGUGGCAUCUCAGCACCACAAGGCAUUUCUGCCAUCAAACCGAACAAUAUGUACAAUCCCAACUUCCCAGAGACACGCCAGUACAGUCUCUCCGGUGCCCGGCUGGGAGCUGUCAGGCAGAUCUUCCCUUCCACAGCCACAGUGCGGGCAGCAGACGGCAUGAUUUAUUCCACAAUAAAUACUCCCAUAGCAUCCACCCUUCCCAUCACCACCCAGCCAGCUUCUGUGCUGCGGCCAAUGCUCCGAGGCUUAUAUCGACCCUACACCCCAGGCAAUAUCACAGCGGUCCCUCUGGCCAGCCUGACCAGAGUGCCUCUAGUUACCCCAAGGGUCCCCUUUGCUACCCAAGGCCUGUAUCGCUAUUCAGCUCCUAGCAGGUUCCCGUUUGUUUCUACGACCUCAGUGAUGGAAAUGCCCAUGUACUUGGGGAAGCCUGUUAGCACUACUGCAGCCAGCACGGCUGCAAGCAAUGUUAGCCCAGUGUCUGCUGCCAAAGCACCAGCUCCUACUGCAAUGAACCUGCAAAGACCUGAGCAGACAGGAGCUGGUGCUCGAGAGGAGGUGCCCAUGGCAGCUGCUGGCAUGCAAAGUGCCUCAAAAGAGGCCAGUCAGCCUCAGCAGCCACCACCCCCAGUCCAAACCCAGCAGGCCGAGGUAUCCCAGGCCAGCGUCCCCAGCAAAGGCAGCACAGAGCGAGAGGAGAAGGAAGAGGAACGCCAGAGAAAGCAGCAGGAGCACAUCCUCCAGAUUGAGAGGGAGAGGGUGGAGCUGGAGAAACUGAGGCAGCUGAGGCUGCACGAGGAGCUGGAGAGGGAGCGUGUGGAGCUUCAGCGACACAGAGAGAAGGAGCAGAUGCUGGUGCACAGGGAGAUCCAGGAGCUGCAGUCCAUAAAGCACCAGGUCCUGCAGCAGCAGCAAGAAGAGCGCCAGGCCCAGUUUGCCCUGCAGAGAGAGCAGCUGGCCCAGCAGCGCCUGCAGCUGGAGCAGAUUCAGCACCUGCAGCAACAGCUGCAACAGCAGCUAGAGGAGCAGAAGAGGCAGAAAAGCACCUUCCCCCCUGUGUGUGACCCCACAGGAAGGAUCCCUCCCCAGGCCGUGUCUGAGAUAGCCAUGGAAAUGCAAAGGACCCUGGCCCAAAAUGGUCAGUAUUGGCCCCCCCUGAACCAGCCCUUCAUGGCUCCUGCAGUCCCAGGGCAGGAAGGGCCAGCACCAUCCCGCUACUCCGGGCUCCAGCGCCCACUCACCAACUCUACCUCUGAAAUAUCCCUGCAGCCUGAGGAGCAGUGGGAAGCUAGCCAGGGGAUAAAGAAGAGGAACUCCAUGCCACGCCUGCGGGACACGUAUGACAAAGAGACCCCCCACGAGCCCUACGUGGUGAAGAAGAUCACGGACAGCAGCGUGCAGACUGAUGAGGAGGACGGUGAGGAGCGCUACUUCCUGUCUCGGCGCCGGCGCUCCCGGCGCAGCACCGACUGCAGCGUGCAGACUGACGAGGAGGACAAUGCUGAGUGGGAGCAGCCGGUGCGCCGGCGGCGAUCCCGUUUCUCCCGGCACUCAGACUCCAGCUCUGAGAGCAAGCAAGACUCCUCCUCCAAAGGCAUGGCCAGCAUAGGCAUCCAGACCAGCAGUGACUGCUCUGUACAGACUGAGCCCGACCAGCUGCCCCGCGUUUCGCCCUCCAUCCACAUUACCACCCCUGACCCCAAAGUGAAGAUCGUGAAGUAUAUCUCUGCACCAGAGAAGACACAGCGAGGGGAGAGCCUGGCCUGCCAGACUGAGCUGGAAGCACAGCCGCAGCCAGGUAUCGUGGUCCCCCAGCUCACUGUGCCUACAACCAUAACACCCUACUCCUCCAACCUCCAGCUGGUAAGCACAGGCCCCCUGGACCCACGUGCCAUCCGGCAGCAGGCCCUUGGCAAGUUUGAGAAGAAGAAGCCCGAUCCUCUGGAAAUUGGGUACCAAUCCCAUUUGCCCGCAGAGUCCCUUUCUCAGCUAGUGACCUGCCAACCUCCCAAAUCCCCCCAGGUACUCUACUCCCCUGUCUCUCCUCUAUCCCCCCAUCGGCUGUUGGAAUCCUCCUUCACUGCCAGUGAAAGACUUAACAAGGCUCACGUGACACCACAGAAACAUUUCACAGCUGACUCUAUCCAGCGCCAGCAGACCCUGCCUCGCCCCAUCAAAACCAUGCAGAGAUCCUUCUCUGACCCCAAGCCCACCAGCCCAACCUCAGAGGAGUCUGGGAAGGACAGGUUCUCCAUAUACCAGCACCCUUUACUCCAAGGCAGCCAGAUCUCUGCUUUGCAGUCAAACACUCUGAUGCGGAAGGUGAAGCGGACACUGCCCAGCCCCCCUCCGGAGGAAGCUCACCUGCCUCUGGCCAGCCAAGCCCACUCCCAGCUGUACUUGCCCAGCUUCAUGCAGAAGGGGGUAGGAGAACAGGCCACUCAGGUAACCAAAGCCAGCCUUCUCAGAGACAUCGACCGUGACCUGAAGCUGGUGGAGCAUGAGUCCACGAAGCUGCGGAAGAAGCAAGCAGAGCUGGAUGAGGAAGAGAAGGAGAUUGAUGCCAAGCUGAAGUACUUGGAGCUGGGCAUUACUCAGAGGAAGGAGUCUCUUCUGAAGGAGAGGGGAGGGCGGGAUUAUCCUUACCCAAGGUGCCUGGGCGAGAACCGGGACUACAUGUCUGAUAGCGAGCUGAACAAUUUACGCCUUUCCAGCUAUGAGGGCAGCAGUCUGCUCAGCAGGCCCAGCACUGCCCCCACUAACCAUUACACUGACUUCUCCAGCACACAGUACACAUCAGCCUCCUCCUAUGCCCCUUACCCAUACCCAGCAGCCCCACCUGGCCCUGCCGCCUUCCAGCAAACACGGCUCCAGCCCCCCCACUACCCUGUGGUCAGCAGUGGCACAUCUCAGAAUGGCUUCCAGGCUGGCCAGCUCCCCGCCUUCCCCUCCCAAAGUACAUAUCAGACACACAGCUUCCCUCCCAGUACCGGUUACCAGCCCCAGCUGGGCUUUCAGAGCCAUCAAGGCUUCCGGCCGCCUCAUCACUACCAAGCUCAGACCACAUAUCCCAACCAGCCACCCUCACAGCCAGCACAGAGUGCCCUCUUCCAAACGCAGGCAGAUGUGCACACCAUGCACCAGAAGCCAUGGCAGACAUCACUAGCAGACUUGGAGCAAAAGAUCCCCACCAAUUAUGAAGUGAUUGGAAAUCCCACCGUGGUGAUCUCCUCAGCAGCCCCAGAAGUUACAUACAGCCCCACGACAGUGACCAGCAGCUAUGCCCAGCCCACGGCCCCAGAGGCCAGGCCAGCUGACCAGAGCAAUGCCAUACAAAGCCCCUCAGCCAGUUACUCUUCAGAUUCUCUGUACACAAACCUGGAGCAGAACAUUCCCCGCAACUAUGUGAUGAUCGAGGACAUCAGCGAGCUGACCAAAGAGAGCACUGCAGCAGACAGCCACAAGGGGGAGAUGCAGGUGCAGAGCAGCACUGGCCACCAGAUCAAAGAGAAGAGUGAGCUGGUGGAGAUGGAAGGCUCCAGCAGAACUUGCUGCUACUCCAAAGCAGAGGAGGAGUCAGAGGAGGAUAUGUAUGAUCAGCAUGGUGCUGACCAUAGGGGGAAGAACAGCUACCACAGGGGCAUGGAGAGCAAUGGCAGGAUGUCAGGCAGUUCCAGCAGCCCCUGCUCCUAUUAUGGGGACGAUUAUCGGCACUCCGCACGCUCAGACAAGCAUGGCUCUGGACUGGGAAUGCAGAAACAUUCCUCCAAAAACCUGGCCCCUGCUGUCAUCUCAUCCAAGCGCAGUAAACACAGGAAACAAGGCAUGGAGCAAAAGAUCUCCAAAUUCUCCCCCAUAGAAGAAGCCAAAGAUGUGGAGUCGGACCUGGCCUCCUACACAGUGACUACGUCUAUCAGCAGCAGCAAUGUGGCAUCCAGGGCAAAGAAGCUUCAGGACGAGAUCACCUACGGCCUCAAGAAGAAUGUGUAUGAGCAGCAGAAAUACUAUGGCGUGUCCAGCAGGGAUACGACAGAAGAGGACGAUCGAGCGUACAGCACUGGAAGCAGAUCUAGAUCGUCAGGUUAUGGGACAGAGAAAUCAUCAAGCCGCGAUGCCAACAGCAGAAGCAAAUCCUAUGAGAGAGAGUGCAUGGAGAAGCCUCAGAAAGGAAGCUCCAAACCAUCUUCCCUUAAUAUGAGUCAGAGUCGAGGGCGGCCUCCGAUUCGUACACAGACCACUGAAGAGGAAAGUCCCAUCAGCCCUUUAGGAAAGUCUGUGGGCAUGUCCCGCUCCUCAGGUGGACCUCUCCCUCAGUCCUCUGGGGACAGCUGUUCCCAGUUCUGCUCCAGCCACUCGUUGCCUGAUGUGCAAGAACAUAUUAAAGAUGUGCCAAGGAACCACUCUUACAAGCAUGAAGAAGGUUACAUCAUGGAUGAUUCACAUUGUGUUGUUUCAGACAGUGAAGCCUAUCAUUUGGGUCAGGAGGAGACAGACUGGUUUGAUAAGCCCAGGGAAGCUCGCUCAGAGCGGGUAAGGUACUACACUGGCCACUCCUCCUCCCAGAAGAGACCUCCCAUCAAACACACCUUUCAUGAUUACGAUGAGCCUCCAGACGAAGACCUGUGGCAGCACGAUGACUAUUCUCAGGCACGUCACUCUUCUUCCAAAGACCACCGGCACCAUGGAGAGUAUGGAAGGCACUCAGCCUCUUCCCGCCACCCAAGUGAUGAACAGCCCAGGAGGACAUCCAAGCAGCAUGCCCGAGACCAGGGCCGUCAUGAAGUCCGCACACACAUGCAGCUAUCUGCCCAGAAGAAGGCCCAGCAGUCAGACACGAGAGCCCAGCCAGCUUUCCCCUCCAGCUCAGUGGAGUACUCGCAGCAGUCCCAGCAGCUGUCCAGCUACCACCAUACCUCAGAGUCCCAGAAGUCCCAACGGCAGGCUCAGCAUGGGCCACUGCCCCAACAGCCGAAAACAGAGCCCUUGCUGCACCAUUCACAGCAGCAGUCGCAAACAAGGCAGCAGCAAUCUGGGCAGCAGCAGCUGCCAUCCAGGCAGCAGCAGCCAUCAGCCAGGCAGUCUCCACAACAGCAAGCAGGCCCUUCGCAGCAACCUCCUCAGCCACAGAAAGAGCAGCAGCAGCAGCAAGCUAGGAUGCAGCAACAGCCGGGGGCUCAAGGACCACCCUCUUCUCGGCCACCACAACAACAGCCCAUCCAGUCCCAGCAUGUCGGGAAGCCCCAGUCAACCCUCCCUGCACAGCCAGGCAGUCACCAAGUAGGGCUACCAAAAGCGGAUCAGGUGGAUACGCCCAAACCCACCACAAAAGUGCCACCACCGCAUGGGAGAGCGCCCCAAGCACAACCACUGGGAACGACUGCAGCAGGUAUUAAAGUGGGUCAGAAGCCAUCAGGGGCUCCCCCACCAACUGGGGCAGCAGCUGGACAGUCCGGGGUGGAUGGAGAGAGCGUGUUCUCCAAAAUCCUGCCAGGAGGAGCUGCAGAACAAGCCGGCAAACUGACAGAAGCGGUGUCAGCAUUCGGAAAGAAAUUCACGUCGUUCUGGUGAGCAAAUGCUGCAAGGAGGCUGGGAAAGCGGGUGGCGAUCUAGUCUUCGCAGUGGAAAAACCUAUGAAGAAACCAGUGAAUUCAGCAGGCAACGUUGGACUCUGGGUAUAACACUUUUGAAACCAUGGAAACCACUAGGCUGCUUCACAGAUUGCAAGGCCAGAAGGGCCCAGCGUGACCUGGAAGGCCGAAGAGACGAUGUUGGGUCUCACUGAGCAAACCAGGCCUUUACCUGUAGCAAGCUUCUUCAGAGCCUUGAGGCAGCACUGCAGGAGGACACUGACCUCUUCUUGGCUCUGUGUACUGUCUGGAGCAAGCCAUGGGAACACCCACACAGCUUAGUGUCCAUCAGGAACAUUGCCAAAGCAUGGGCCUGUACCACAACGUGACUGUCACAGAGGUGGGGUUUGCCCUGCUCUCAGAGAAUACUUCUGAGCUUGUGCAGGACUGGUCCCUCCUGUGGUCUCCUUGGGCCGGGGAUCUGAUGGGGGGACCACUGGCCCAUUCUUGAGAUUAUACACAGAGUUGCUCAUGGACUGAAUCUUAACUCUAGUUUCUUCAUAGGUUUUUUUCCCUCUCUCUGAGCCAUGUAUGAGUCUAGGGCUGGCAGCUGAAGGCUCCAAUCUCCUUCACAUUCCAGUUUGCCCCAUUGGCCCCUCCGCAUGCGCAGCAUUCCUGUACUCUCACCAUCCCUGCGACGGAAAGCGUUCCACACCCCCAUCCGGGGGAUUGAGAGAACUUCAAUUAGGACCUAACACUGUUUCCUUACUGAGAUACGAGGCCAUAGGACUCUGAAAGGCAGUGCGUAAACUGGCUGAUUUUUCCCAAAGCAGAUACUGGCCAGGCAUGUCUCUCAGCCGCCCCAAGCCAUCCUGAAGCCAUUCUAAAGCAUUCAAAUGGCAGUGCUAUCCAUUGGUAACAUCACACAUUGUUUUAUGUAUGCCCGGGUAUUAUUUUUAUUUCCAUAACAGCCUUAAUCAUUCCACUUUGAUUUACAUCUAUACCUCAUCAACACCCAGGGGCUGGGGGUUUCUUGUUUCUUUUUGGUUUGGUUUCCUUUGUAUUGAAUUCUCUUUCCUUUCUGCUUUGUGCUGAGUUAGCACCCAGGCUGUUGUCUGUAGAAGCAAUAGAGUCCAGAAGGCUAUAACGAGCACAAGAUCAGGAGAGCGCUGCCUCUGCCAUUCUCCUUCUUAUUACUGUGCAAUUCAAGUCCUUCUUAAGCCAUUGCAUGCUCAUAAAGAUGGAGGAGCUACUCACAGCAAAAUGUUUAACCUUCGAGGAUAAAGUUCCUCAGACCGUAACCCAGGAGAGCAGAAGGAAACCAAAUGGAAAGCUUGUUUCACUGUAGAGAAAUCAGCAAGUGUACAAAUAUUCUGGUUUUCAUUUGUUUGUGUUGUCAGUUUCCUGCCAGUCUCUUGUUCAUGCUGAGCAUGCUCAAAACAACAGUUCAUUGGUGUGAUCCAUCAGAGCUUCCAUCCACCUUGGGUAACCGCGAGCUAGUCUCAUGUCUAAUGUUCUAUGCAAUGAAAUACAAAAUUGAAAAAAUCCUGUUAAUAUUUACUAAGUUCAAUGUUCUGUAUAAGGAUUUAAUUGCAACUGUGCUAUUGAUACUCGAUAGUGAUCUUUAUAGCAAACACCCAUGUGUAUAACAUUUCAAUUAGUGGCAUGUUUGACCCAUCGAGGGACACUUUGCCAAAGGCGUGUGACUGUCCUGUAGUAGAGCAUGGCUUGCUACUUUUCUGCAUGCUAUCAUUUACGUUUAACGCUUGCAGUUCUUUGCUUGGAGGAUUUUUUUCUCAUUGGUUCAUCUUCGAUGUUGAAUGCUAGUAGCAGAUUUAUGCACUUGUUUUUGAUGGCACAGUCCCAGUGUGAAGCAGAACAUCCUGCAGCUGAUGAGUCUGAGUUCUCUGCCUCUUGCCCUGCAGUGGCUACCAGGGUCCAAUACACAGCACCACCAGGGGUUCCCUGAGAUAGGCCUUUGUCCAGCCCUGGCCCAUUUCAGAAUAGGCAAGCAGGCAACAGGUAGGGGGGUAGGGGGAGAGAAAGACAGUAUGGAACAGCUCUGGAAAUUGGUUUUAGAAUUUCUGCACUGAAACCUCCCUGCCCUGCUUUGUGAGGCUGAGAGGUCUCAUAGUGGUGUCAGCUCUCAAUGCUGCUCCUUCCCGUGACUGAAGAGCCCUGAACAACUACCCCAGGAAUCCAUGGAGAGAGGACUAAGCAUGGCCCAGUAAUAGAAAAGCGAAGCAGACUGCCCCACAGUUGCAAUGCCCUCCCUGCCAGUAGCCACCUGGCUGAGCCCUGUGUUUUCACAAGCUAGAUGAAGACUGUAAAGCCCUUUCAGGCAAGCGGGCAUUGCAAAGAGACGGGGCCGGAGCCUUCUCUGUGGCCCUGGGCACUGUGAGCCUGUGGGGACUGGGCAGGACCCGGGGGUGCCCACCACAUAACUCAUUCUGCAGUGUGCACCAGCUUGGCUGUGCCAGAUUGGUGAGUGAUCGGCCCAGACACAUUCUCCUUCUCGGAUCCCAAAGCACCUCCGUCCAAGAAGCUUGGGCUCUGCACUCUGCUUAGGGCUUGCUGCACUGUCCUCCCAUUCUCUCAGCCAGGGGUACCCGAACCUGCCCAAGCCAGGCUUAUGUCAGCAGCCUGCCCCAAGGCCAACAUUAACUGGGGCAGAAUGAAUCCACCCUCCCUGUUAGUAGAGAGGUGCCACUGACAGAGACUACAGGUCCCAGUAUGCAAUGCUCUGUCUUGGAGCUGGAAAUGGUUACCACCAUGGGCCUUGUUGUCUUGAAAGAGGCACUUCAGCCAUCCUUGCAGAACAGCAGGCACCAAGUGAUCUCAUAUAUGGUUCCAGGCACAGAUGGUUGGAACGAGCACCAGCAUCUGCACUGUUCUGGGUCGGGUACCAUGGCCAGGUUGGGAUCUUGUGCACAUGCCAAGACACCCCUGAGGAGUGGCUGGAGCUGCUGCACAUUGACACUGGGUGACCUGCCAAACCAGACUCUCUCUGCGUUGCAGAGACCUUCACAUCACAGAGGGGAGCCCCCCAGGGCUGUGACACCCAUGCUGCAGCUGGGAGGAACCCCAGGCUCUGUAGACAGCUGCUGAGAUCCGAGCCGUGAGGCCCUGAUUCGAUGGAGACCAUGGAAAGGAAUGGGACCCCCCCCCCAUUAUUGAUCGCCAUGGGAUCCGGGAGGGUGCAGCUGAUACCCCAUGUCUGAGGUCAGGGAGCAUGGAGGGAUGUUGCAGAAGCUGCAUGUUUCUGGGAUCAUGUGCAGGCUCAGAGCAGUGUUCUGCCUGGGCAUGGCAUGGGGGUGGGUCAGUACUAGCUGUGGAUCUGUGCAGAUUACUGUGGCCUUGUCUACAGGGGGUGGGUAUUUUGACAGGUAGCACUGCUGUUGGCUGCUCAGUGGCUGGUGUGAAUCGGACCUUUGGGCUCACUCUAGUUCACUGCAGCCAACUGCUUGCAGUGCCAUAGUCACUGACUGAGCCUCUGGGUGGUAUAUCGGCACAGAGGCCACGUUCUGAUGGCCAUGGAGGCUGAGUUCUCCUCUCGCCAUGCAGGGCUCCUUGCUGGAGACUCCGGCACAUGGCGGGAGUGCUGGGGGUCUGAGGGGGGUUGCACCAUGGCUUCCCAGG